Rubroshorea leprosula is the source of this 1739-nucleotide messenger RNA. Lineage: Eukaryota; Viridiplantae; Streptophyta; Magnoliopsida; Malvales; Dipterocarpaceae. The record is from the annotation of a GenBank genome assembly.
CCCCUUUCCCAAUUUCAGUCUCACCGGCCAAGAGGAUUACCAAAAAAAAAGAAAAAAAGAGAGGCUUUGCUAGGUUUUUUUCCACUCUAAAAGAUUGGGUUGGGGCGAUGCCUUAAGAGUUAAGGCCGUAGCCCUUCUCUUUUUCCUUUAAACCCUCAAAGCUUUCGACUUUCUCAAUGGGAAUCCUCAAAGUCUGUUUCUUUUUUUUAACUUUAUUUUAUUUUUGUAAAGCCAGACAGAUCUGUACAUUCAAGAUGUGAAUAUGAAAAUGAUAAUUUGAUGAUGAAGAAAACUCAUAGUAGUUUUAUAAAUGAUUAGAUCAUUUCAUCAUCAUUAUUGUCUCUGAUUUAAUGCAUGUCUAUUACACCCACGAAUCAUUAGAAUUAGAAGAUAGACAAUCAUAGCUAAAAUCCGUUUGCAAAAGAAAAACAUGUGGAGAAGAUUUUGGAUGUGCUCGGCUGUGAAGCAGGGCGUAUCAGCGGCGAUUGGGAGGAAGCCUCUGCCUUUUCAUCAGGAUGGUUUUCUAUUGGUCGGAUUGAAGUCUGUUGGGUCAUACUUUUCCAGAAUAGCUCUGCUGUCGUCCUCAGCAUCAUCUUCCAAUGUUGUUGCUACUGGUGUCUCUGAUUGUAAAGAGGGGAUUUCCUUGGAAGAGGCUAAGAAGCUGAUGAGGCUGGUUAAUGUGGAAGAGCUGAAGAGGAAGUUAGGGAUGGUAGGAAAGGAGGUUAUUGGGUACUCGGAGUUGUUGGAGGCCUGCCAGAGCAUAGGCGUCGCCAGAUCUAUGGAGGAGGCAAUCUUGUUUGCAAGGGUGCUGGAUGAGGCCGGCGUCGUACUUCUCUUUCGCGACAAGGUCUAUCUUCAUCCGGACAAGGUCAUGCUUCUAUUUACUAUUUCCUUUAUUCCUAAGUUCCUUCCCCUGUCUAUUCCAAUCCAAAACACUGUAUCUGUUUAUCUGCAAAAAUCCUGUGGAUGCUCUGCUUCUUUUUUUUUUUUUUCCCUUUAUCUUUUCUCUUUCCGGUUGGGGUAGAGGAUAUUGACCCAUUAUUCGGUCCAUGUCAUGGCUUUUUAAUGUUUUUGUGUCUUGCUCCCUUUAGCCUUUCUUCCAAUAAGAAUGCUAGCUUGGCUCCAUGGUCCCUUCUCCCUUUUACCGUUGCAUAUACACCUUUGUUCAUGAACUUUAUUGUUGUUUUAUUUAUUUAUAUGACAUAUAGAUGACAUGGGUAACAUUCCUAAGAUUUAUUAGUGUAGAAUAUGUCCAGUUCUCAUGUUCGUUUGAGAUAUGCCUAAUUGUGAUUGGGAUAAGAAUGUAGUACGCAUUUAGUCUUGGACCAGCGAAUGUGUGACUUUCAAAAAUUUCAAAUAGUAUCUUUUCUUCUUCUGUCUGUAGUGAUGAAUGCUUUCUUAUCCUCCAUCAAACAAAUAAUUUAUCAAGCAGGCUUGGAUAAGAUAUAAGCCAUUGUGUGGAUAUAAACAUAUAUUAGUUUUACAUUACACUGCAGCUGUGUCAUUUGGCCAUUAGGUUUUUCUCUGCUCUUCGAGCCUUUUACCAACCAUAUGCUAACCCAUUAGACAUUAGAAAACAAAAGAUAAACCCUUACUAUUUUCUAUUCCAGGUUGCUUUACGUUCCCUCUUCACUACAUUCCCAUCUUCAAAAAUCCUCGAUAUUUUCUGUCAUUUUUCAUUGUCAAUUCAAUACUCCUCGCCUUACUCCAAUCAGCCUUAACAAAGAUGUGCAAGCUUA